Messenger RNA from Solea senegalensis (Senegalese sole), 3615 nucleotides. RefSeq names its product zinc finger protein 839 (gene znf839). The coding region runs from base 297 to 3209 and encodes 970 amino acids. NCBI's taxonomy places the organism in Eukaryota, Metazoa, Chordata, Actinopteri, Pleuronectiformes, Soleidae. The record is from RefSeq and is a predicted model, not a curated record. The transcript is spliced from 10 exons.
UUUAUGAAAUGAUUCAGAUGAAAACAUGGUGACUCCAGUCCGAGAUCCACGCCGGGCUGUGUGGACCUCCGCUCCGGUUGCGGGCUAAGCUAGGCUAGUUCAAAACUGCCCCCGCUAACGGUGAUCUGCUGCCGUUAUACUGACGUCACCGUGCCCGUGGAGCGUCGUCUCUCCCCGUAUACACACGCUUCCUCACGCACUUUUUAUUCGGUCCAAUCGACCACAUAUUCGGUCGAUUUCAGCCACAGACUCGUCCUGAAUCUUAAAGUAAGCUAAUAGAUAGCCUCGCAGCCAAAAUGGCGGACAACGAGGAUGACAGUGGUUCGAUAAGAAAAAAAAGUCCGCCUCACGCCGUCUUCUGCUCACAGUCCGCGGGCACACAGGGCACCCAGCCCCGGGAGCGUGUGUCAGCUUCACCGUCAGGGUCCGGAGCUCAGCUGGAACAUGUCUUACAGAGAUGCCCGGACGAACAGAGCGUCAUUGUGGGCACAGAGCUCGCCCUGGGCUCGGACCUGGUCAACACCACCAUCAUCUACGUGCAGCCGGACGGCAGUCUGGUGGACGGCUCUGGACUGACGAGCGAGCAGCAGCAGGCUCUGUUAGAGCAGCUCACCAAGCAAGAACUGGUCCAGGUCUCGGACCUCGAGGCCGCCCAGCUGCUCCAGCAAAGCCAGGCCAAAACAGUCCCGGUCCACAGUGCAGUCUUGGAACCGAGCCAGCUGCAGCAGGUCAUCAAUCAGGUGACCAAGUCCAAACAGCCACAGGUCCACAUCCAGGCCUCUAAGCAAAAGCAGAGCCAGGUCCCUCAGCAGAACCUGAUCCAGGUCCCUCAACUCAGUAUGAAGAACCAGAACAAUGCCUCCCAGCAGCUGAAAAGUGUCGCCCAGCAAGUGGCUAUGCAGACCAGUGGUAUGGUCCAGGUGGUCCAGAAGAAGUUAGAACCAGUUAGGAUCCAGAUUCAGGUUCCCCCCAAACAAGAAGUAAAGCCUGGUGCUGCCCUCCAGCAAAAUAAUGUACUUGUCCACCAGCCACAGGUGAAGCUGUCCACCAACGGCAGUGUGAGCAGCGCUCAGAUCAUUCACCUGCAGCCUGUGGUUGGCCAGCAGGGGCAGCAGUUCUUCUUUCAGCAGAGUCCGGGGGACCCUCACAUCCAACUGCUGCUCCAGAGCCCCGCUCCCGUCGUAGGAUCUCUUCUACCAGUGGUUCACAAGGUGACGGGCCAGACCACAAAAAUGGCCACUGCCUCUGGGCCGAGUCCCAAACCUGCUGUGUCCCUCUCCGCUGUCAAGACCCCACCCCCUCCCACAACUGUCAGCAUUCCGAUAAUUAAAAGUCCUGCAAAUGACCCGACAGCUGCCGGGAAGAGUCCACUUAAGUCCCCAAACAUCAACACACCAGCACCCAGACAGAUGACCACGCCUCCUCCCGCUGCACCGGCUGUGAAGGACAAAGAAAGAGACGACAAAAAAAAGGUGAAGACGAGGCAGAAGAAGGUGUUGAAGGUCCAGACCAGAUCUGGGCGGGUCUCCAGACCACCAAAGUACAAAGCCAAAGAUUACAUGUUUAUAAAGACCGAGGACCUGGCUGACAGCCAUCAGUCAGACUCUGACGAUUACUCCGACAUGAGUGUGGAGGAGGAAGGGGAGGGCGGGAGGAAGGACGGCCAUGUCCCUGGCACCUCCCCCUCCCUCACCUACAGUCACAAGUCCCGGUCCCACCGCUGCCAGACCUGUGAUAAGGCCUACAUCGGUCCUGGGGGCCUGAAUCGGCACUACAAGCUGAACCCGAGUCAUGGAGACCCGGAGACCCCCGACAACCAGCCUAGCAACGCACUUGGAGACAUCAGCCAAUCACAGGAGACUAUAGCCACAGAGGGGAGGGACAAGACGGCUGCUGCCAUGGCGACAAACAGGGUGGACAUUGGUCCAGCCUCAGCCUUCGGACUCAAGAGCUGUCAUCACCGAGGUCCCGGUCGGCCUCGGGGGCGGGGGCGGGGCCGCGGUCGGCUGUUGGCACCGUCUCCUAAGCUUCCUCACAUGACUGUGGGCCUGGUCAGUAGGCGGGGCCGACGCGGUCGUCCUCCAAAGCUCAGUGUGACAUCAGAGCAGCAGACACAGAAGAGACGAGACAGACUGCACGAGCUGGUGGAGCAGUGUGAGGAUGAGGAGCUGAUGGACAUUGUUCUUCCUCGUCUAACUCAAGUGUUGAGUCUGUGGGAGCUGCUGCUGGCAAAGGUGGAGCGUGGUGGUUCAGCUCGGACCCGUUUCCCAGACGUUUACCGUGAGUAUGAGUCCUUGCAGGUUCAUGUGAAAGAGGCCGCUCAGGAUUACAUCAUCAACCCACAGGCUGGAGCCACGCCUCUCGAGGUCACAAAUAUCGAGGUGGCCAGGUCUCUGGGGAUCCUGGACGAGGUUAACCGUAUGAAGGUGGUUCCUGGAGCAGCUCCACCCUCGAGUUUGACCAAUAAGAACGUCCGAUACAUGGAGAAUUCCAAGAUGCUUCCGCCGUCAAAGAGAUUCAAGAUGGAGAACAGUAUUCAGGUUCAGCAGAACGGGAUUGAGAAGUACACAACAGGUGGGACGACAGAGACCUCCGCGACCUCCGCGACCUCUGUGACCUCCUCUCUGAAGACCUGCUCGGUCUCCGUGUCUCCUCUGAUGAUUCCAGAUGGAUCCAAACUGACCUUGGCCACUGACUCCGCCUCCAGCUCCUGUGGCUCCACCUUGGUUGAGGCGCUGCCCCCUGAAACAACAGGAGUGAGUUCAGGAGAGGACCAAGGGGAGGGGCCUCUGUUGGCAGACCAAGUCCAGUCCCAGCAUCAGGUCCUGAAGACCCCUGACAUCAAAGCACAGAUGAAGGAGCUGGAGGAAGUUCAGGGUAGAGGUCCUGGGUCUGGGUGUGUCCACACACCUGGUUCUACCCACACACCCGAGUCCAGUGAAUCCGGCAGAGUCCAGAACCUUCAAGACUCUGAGUCCCGCUCCACAGAUGCAAGUGAGUCCAAAGAGCUGCAAGAGGGACAGGAGAUCUACAUCCAGACAGAGGGAUUGACAGUCCAACUGGCAGAACCUGGAUCUGACCGUAUUGUCAUUGUCAAUGGUCCAGAUGGAACCACGAUGCACAUCCAGACUCCAGAGGGAAUUCCCCUUGAGGCAGUCCAGGCCCUGCUCGGAAUAGAAUCUUCAGACGGAACCAGAGCUUCUCAAUAAACUGCGAGGUGGAUCUACAUGGAUCUGGACUGAACAGAAUCCAGACAGGUCUUGACUUUGAAGUGCAGAGGGAGCCUGGUAGGAGCAGACCCAAUACAGCCGUGGUCCAGACCCAUGGUCCUUUGCUGCACCCCACCCCACACACACAUCAUCGUCAUAAUAAUAAUAACAAUAAAGGUGUGGUGACCCAUGACCCUUUGACCCCUGUGGGCUGCUGACAUGUGAUUGGUUGUUCAGUUCUGACCUUUGAUUUUUUUUUUUUAAAAGAAUCUGUAAAUUUGUAAACUUUAGUUUGUUCAUAUGUAGAUAAGCAUGAAAACAAAGUUUAAAACUAUUUUAUUACUUUUUAUAAAUGUUAUUGAUCAUCACAUUUCAUGUUCCUCCAAUAAACGGAUGUGAAACUCGU